This is a messenger RNA of Prinia subflava (tawny-flanked prinia), 4197 nucleotides long. It is a transcript of the gene CEP112, whose product is annotated as centrosomal protein 112. The coding region runs from base 517 to 3621 and encodes 1034 amino acids. The record is from RefSeq and is a predicted model, not a curated record. The transcript has 26 exons. Lineage: Eukaryota; Metazoa; Chordata; Aves; Passeriformes; Cisticolidae.
AUCCCACCCUGGGCAUCCCCGGGAGCAGUGUCCAAACACUCCUGGGGCUCUGGGGCUAUGCCCAUUCCCUGGGGAGCCUGGGCAGUGCCAGCACCCUCUGGGGGAAGAACCUUUCCCUAAAACCCAUCCCAAUCCCCUGGCAGUGCUGCAGCCGUGCCCUGGUUCCUGUCCCCGCUCAGCACAGGGAAGAGCCCGCUGCCUCUCAGAGCUGUGACCGCGUUCCCGCGGUGCCGCACCGGCACCUUCCCCGCACUCCUCAACCCCAGGAGCUUUCCCCGUUCCUGGGGACGAAGAACUCCCCGGCACACACCGCUCCCACCCCCGCGGGCCGUGCCCGGGGUGUCCAUCCCCGCCCGAGGCCGCCCGGGCCGGGCCCGGUCACCGCGGAAACGGAAACGCGCGGGCCGGGGCCGCCGGGAGCGGGGCCGGUUUGAACGUUCGGCCUUGGCCGCCGCCGCCUUCCCCCGCCGUGGCCGCCACCCGCAGCCCCCCGAGGUUCCUUCGUGCGUUUUCAAAAUGAGCAAUGAAGAUGAAAUAAAGGAAAAAUUGGAUGCGGAAUUAGAUCGCUGUAUUGUGGCUAUGAAGCCCUAUGUCCUUAACCUGCAGAGUAGUUCAGAAAGAAAAAGAUGCUCACUGUGGAUUAAAAAACUCUGCAAACCUUCAGGAGCAGGCAUAGGAAUAGUGGGAAGGGAGAAUCGAAACCUGUAUGCAAAACUUUUGCUUCACAUGCUGAAGAGAGGAGUUCUGGAUGGUCCCUUCAGCCAAAAACCAGAGGAGGGAAUGCUGAAACCUUUGCCUGCCUACAUGUCAGUUUAUUUUGAUGAACCAAGUUCAUCAAGAGUUGGGAACAGCAGCCCUGAGUGUUUACCUGAGUGGGUUCUGGGAGAGCUGGGAAACCACGACAGUAACGUGUCCUCUGUGGGGGACUCAUCCUCAGCAACAACUCCUGCACAGGGGGAAGGAUUCAGUGAGAAGCCAGCAGUCACAUCCUGUCUGAAUUCUCCUCACCGCACAGAUGAAGAUGACCUAGGCACAUCACUGUCUGACGAUCAACACAAAAGAAACUUUUCAUUGGAUGAUGAUGACCUCGAAGCACGACUCAAUAGUUGGAAUCUUGGGUUAGAAAACCCCAGGUACCUGCGAGAAAAACGGGUGCCAAUGACUGUGAUGACACCUAAAAUUGGCCUUGGGCAGAGCAGCCCCUCUCGGCACCACCACGCGCUCCGAACGCCGGAGAAGGAGCUGGAAAUGAAAAUGAAAAUGGUAGAAGGUAAAUUUCAUGAAGAAAAGCUGAAAUUACAACAGAAGCACGAUGCUGAUGUUCAAAAGAUUUUGGAUAGGAAGAACGAUGAAAUAGAUGUGCUGAAGUCCACCUACAUGAAGAAACAAAAAGAAUCUGAGGAAAUAAUAAGAAAACUGGAGAAAAAAGUUCAGACCCUUGUUCGUGAGUCCCAAGUUGUGAGGGAAGCCAAAGAGCAGCAGAUUGAGGAGCUGAAGAAGAUGUGUGAGCAAAGCAAUGAUUCCUUGAACAACGAGUGGGAGAAAAGGCUCCACGACGCAGUGGCUGAGAUGGAGAAGGAGAAGUUCAACAUCCAGAAGAGGCACACGGAGGAUGUGCAGGAGCUGCUGCAGGAGACCAACACCCGGCUGGCCAAGAUGGAAGAGGAAUAUUUGCAGCAGAUACGGUCAACUAACGAGAAAGUCCAAAAGCUGGGGGCCCAUGUGCAGCAGUUGACUGUUGAGGCUGAAAAUAGUAAUUUACAACGUCAGAAAUUAAUUCAGGAGAAGGCUGAGGUGGAACAGCGUUACCAGGAGGUCUGCUCCCAACUCCAGGACCUGAAAAUAAGGUACAACUUACUUCAGAAAGACAAGGACCAGAUUAUGCUGGAAUACCAGGAGAACCUUCAGCAAGUGCAGUGUAAAUUUGAGGCUGACAGAGAUUUUCUGAAGCAGGAACAAGCUCAGCAGACAUCUGAUGUGAUUGCAGAAUUACGGCACGAAAUGGCUCUGUUGAAACAACAGUUGCAAGACUCAGAACAUCAAAGGCAGAAACAGCUGAGGGAUCAAGAAUACAAGGUUCAGCAGGACAAGCUUCACUGGCAGAAUAUGUAUGAGAAAGAGAUUCGUGGCAUUCGGAGUGACAUGGAUAAAGAGAGAGGGGUUGCUCAAAAGAAAAUUCACCACCUGGAACAGGCUCUGAAGGAGAAGGAGGAGCAGCUGAGGCGGGUGACGGAGGUACAGAGGCUGCAGGCCCAGCAGGCAGGCGCUGCCCUGGAGGAGUUUAAGCGGCAGGUGGAGCUGAACUCAGAGAAAGACUCUGCUGAAAUGAAACAGCGGAUAGCAGAGGUUGAAGCAGAUCUAAGGAAAUCAAAAUUGCUCCGGGAAAAGCAAGCCCAAGAAUUCUCCUGCAAGUUGGAUGAGAUCAAGAAAAGAUAUGAAGAACAGAUAGUGGAGCUGAAGCUGGAGCAUGAACAGGAGAAGACGCACCUAUUCCAGCAGCACAACGCAGCGCAGGACUGCCUGGUCCGAGACCAUCAACGGGAGGUGGAGAAGCUGGAGCAGCAGCUCCGCGCUGCCAUGGCACAGCGCGAGACCCAAACUCACGAGUGCAGGAAACGGGACGGCCAGGUGAUCUGUAAUUUGGAGCACCAAAUCCGCAAGCUGAGGGAGGAGCUGAUCCAGGCGAACACCCUGAGGAACCACCAGCUGCUGGACCUGAGCCUCCAGUGGGAGCAGGAGAGGCUGAAGGCAGCCCGGGACAAGGAGGCAGCACUGAACAAUCUGAAGAUAGAGAUGGAAAAAGUGAUCUCAGACCUGAAAGAGAAGCACACGGCAGAGACAGAGGCAGCCUCGGUCAAGGCCAAAAGCCGGCUGAAGCAGACGAAGGAGGAGCUCAGCCAGAAGCUGGCCAAGUCCUCGCAGGAGAUAGCUGAGCUGAAGACAACCAUUUCCUUCCUGACAGAGAACAGCCAGCAGCAGCUUGAGGCGCAGGAGCAGCUCCAGGAAGUUGCACAGAAGUUGGAAGCUGAGAAGCAGCAGCUGAAGAUAGACAAUGACAGAACAGUCAAGGCCUUGGAGGAGGAGGUGGAGAAUUACCGUGGGCUGCUUUACGAUGCUCAGAGGAGGCUCCAGCGCAACGAGCUGAAAUCCCAGGAGCAGUUGAUUACUAUACGAGAGGAAUAUGAAAAAAUACUCAGGGGGCUGGUGCCAGCAUCUUCCAAAAAGGAACUUGAAGACACCAUUUCAUCUUUAAGAUCUCAGGUAAGUUUUCUGCAGAAAAGAGUCCUCCAGGAAGACCUGAACGCCUACCACGCCAAAAAGUACGGGAUUAUCUUUGCUCACCUUGUACCAUUUCACACCCGUGGGUCCCAUUUCUUGAAGUUUUAUGGCUUAAUCCAAACCCUCCAACAUGGGUGCAGGUUUAUAUGUUCCCUUUUUUCAGUAAACAAGCAUCUGAGAAGUUUCCCCCAGUGCUUAGUCAGUACUGCUAGAGCAAGAUUAGAGAAGCUGCAGGUGCUUUGCAAGUCUGGGCUUUGCCUGCACGUCGAGGAUGAGGCGGCGGCUCCUGCACAGCUGCGGCUCUGCGGUGGUGCCACCUCCUUUAAAGAUAGAAAACAAUGAUGCAAGGCAGAAUAUUACAGAUCACAUCUUCAAAGGACCGGAUCUCUACGAGCCUGAGCUGCCUUUUUUUUUCUUCUUUUCUUUUUUUUUUUUUUUUCUGAGGCGUUUACACCCUCCAAUAUAAAUUAUGGCAAGUGCUGCAGCCAUAAAAAGCCUGGCUGUGCCUUUAGAGUAGGUGAUUCACGUGGAGAGGUGAGUACAAGGAGAUUUCCUAGGAAAGCCACUCCAUCUUUACUGUAUUUAUAGACCUUGAUGGUGUUUCAUAUCUCACAUGAGGGUUUCUGCAGCUAAGAAAUGCGUGCUCGUAAAAAUAGUGUCGGCAUUUGCGAGGUAUUUAAGCAACUGUGAGAAAGUUAGCAGUGUGAGAGUUGUGUGAAAAUAUUAAUCCUAAAUUAUUUGUUAACAGGAAUUAGCUAAAGUUAACUGGAAACUGAAAAUGUCAUAGAUCCUCAGUAAUAAGUCCAGCAUAGGUAACUUUGUUAGAUAAAUAGAAAGCUCUGGACCCAGCCCUGCUUUCAGCCUGUUGUGUUUUUUAUAAUAAAAAUAAUGAGGUAUAACUGACAAAAAUCUCUUCCU